AUCUUGAUUCCAAUCGACCAUCGGGAGUUACAUUUUGUGUUUCCAGCUUCAUCCCUCACCGUCACUCUCGUCAGGCCGUCAGGCGUCAAUUUGCCGCAGCCAGCCACCAUUUCUAUUUUGUACCUGUGCAGAAGAUUUCAGUUUCAGGAUUCGAAAACAAGUCAAAAGGCUAAUGCUGGCCCUCUUACUAAUUUUGAAGUGCUCGACUUGCUACGAUCUAGAGGGGCUGCAAAGGACACUACUCGAGCUAUGUCUUUGAUAACCCCAUCUGAAUUCAAGGUUUAUGAUUAUUUGGUUGAGAGUGCUGCAUACAAUCAGACCAGAGAAAGUAUCAAUACUUUUCUAGAGAAAUCUAAAGAUUACCAAUUACCAAAUGCUGAGUUAAUAAACAUCAUCAACAUUCGACCCACUUCUGCCGUUGAAAUAGCUUCGAUCAUAGAACAGCCUGAAGAGCGCAAUCUGGAAGAGCAGUUGGACAAUAUCGCGGAGAUGAUAAUGGAGGUGCUUCCACCGCCGUUAAAUGAGCAGAACUCUAACGAGGAAGCUGCCGCGGAUGGUGAUGCCGAAAUGCCUGCCGAGGAUGGUGCUGCAGAACUGCCUACCGAAAAUGGUGAUGCAGAAAUGCCUACCGAAGAUGGUGAUGCAGAAAAAGAGGCGGACACCAGUUGAUAUUCAUAUUCCCGAAUGCCUAAAUUUCUAGUCAAAUUCUAGGUCAAGUUUCAGUCAGGUCACUUUCGAGAAAACCCCAAUGACCCACUAAUUUCCAGAUGGAUUUCAAGUCAAGUUUAAGCAUAAAAAAUUAACAAGUCUAGUUAGGAUUUUUUUUUCCAAUUUUGUUAGUGUAACAAUUUUGUUAUGAUGCAGUUUAACAAUGUUUUAUUUUUUUCAGUUUUUGUGAAUAAAUAGAGAAAGCUAAAUUUACUGGUAGUUCCAAUAACAUAGCUACAUUUAUAUUUGAUAACUGACUAUACUUUACUGAUCAAAACAAAAUGCAAUGGUUGGAAGAAUUCCAAAUGGCUAAGAGCCUAAAAUUACAUGUUAC
Amaranthus tricolor (Joseph's coat) is the source of this 1042-nucleotide messenger RNA. RefSeq lists its product as uncharacterized. The record is from RefSeq and is a predicted model, not a curated record. Lineage: Eukaryota; Viridiplantae; Streptophyta; Magnoliopsida; Caryophyllales; Amaranthaceae. The annotation marks the transcript as partial. The transcript has 6 exons. Gene Ontology annotation, biological process: transcription initiation at RNA polymerase III promoter. Gene Ontology annotation, cellular component: RNA polymerase III complex. Gene Ontology annotation, molecular function: nucleotide binding.